UGGAGGUUCGGGGAGGCGUUACGGCAGGCCUGAGGCCAGGUCUGAGGCCGGAGGCCGCGGCGGGCGGUGGAGGUGGGCGGGUCGGCCGGGCUCGGGGUGUGGGUCAGGUGUCCCGGAGCUGCCGGGGUCGGAGGUGACGGGGCGGAGGUCGAUCCGGGUCUGGGAGAGUCUCGGCUCGGGCGGGCUCGGCGGCGGCCGCCCUGCGUGAACGCCCCUCGGCUGCUCUCGGCCCGGUCGGCCUGCGCUGCAGCUGCUGCUGCUCCUUCGGGCUCCGCCACAGUAUAUGAGAAAGACAUGAUUUCCACUCCACUUCCACAACACGUCUAAGUUUUAUCUUCUUUUUGGAUCUGUAUCUUACGCUGCAAUGCAGCAAGCUCUGGAGCAAGCUUUGGAUCGUGCGGAGUAUAUUGUUGAAAGUGCUCGGCAGAGACCUCCUAGAAGGAAAUACCUAUCUAGUGGAAGAAAAUCUAUAUUCCAAAAACUGUAUGACUUGUAUGUUGAAGAAUGUGAAAAAGAACCUGAGGUUAAGCAGAAAUUAAGACGAAAUGUGAACUUGUUAGAGAAGCUUGUUAUGCAAGAAACUUUGUCAUGUUUAGUGGUCAAUCUGUAUCCAGGAAAUGAAGGGUAUUCUUUGAUGCUCAGGGGGAAAAAUGGAUCAGAUUCUGAGACCAUCCGAUUGCCUUAUGAAGAAGGAGAAUUGCUUGAAUACUUAGAUGCAGAAGAAUUACCUCCUAUUUUGGUUGAUCUCCUUGAAAAAUCACAGGUUAAUAUUUUUCAUUGUGGAUGUGUGAUAGCAGAAAUACGUGACUAUAGGCAGUCCAGUAAUAUGAAGUCUCCUGGUUACCAAAGCAGGCACAUUCUCUUACGUCCAACAAUGCAGACUUUAGUUUGUGAUGUUCAUUCUAUAACAAGUGACAACCAUAAAUGGACCCAGGAAGACAAACUUUUGCUUGAGAGCCAACUGAUUCUAGCUACAGCAGAACCACUGUGUCUUGACCCGUCUGUGGCAGUAGCUUGUACUGCAAAUAGGCUGCUCUAUAACCGGCAAAAAAUGAACACUCGCCCAAUGAAACGGUGUUUGAAGAGGUAUUCCAGGUCUUCCCUGAACCGGCAGCAGGACCUGUCUCAUUGUCCUCCUCCUCCUCAGCUGAGAUUACUUGAUUUCUUACAAAAACGGAAGGAAAGGAAAGCAGGUCAGCAUUAUGACCUCAAGAUCUCUAAAGCAGGAAAUUGUGUGGACAUGUGGAAACGGAGCCCCUGUAACCUGGCUGUGCCUUCUGAAGUAGACGUGGAGAAAUAUGCUAAAGUGGAAAAAUCCAUCAAAUCUGAUGACUCUCAACCAACAGUCUGGCCGGCCCAUGAUGUAAAAGACGAUUAUGUAUUUGAAUGUGAAGGUGGUACUCAGUAUCAGAAAACAAAACUGACCAUUUUGCAGUCUCUUGGUGAUCCACUGUACUAUGGUAAAAUACAGCCAUGGAAAGCAGAUGAAGAAAAUGACAGUCAGAUGUCUCCAUCCCACUCCUCUGCAGAUGAUCAUUCAAAUUGGUUCAUCAUUGGGUCCAAGACUGACGCGGAGAGGGUAGUCAAUCAGUACCAGGAGUUGGUCCAGAACGAAGCCAAAUGCCCAGUGAAGAUGUCACAUAGCUCUAGUGGUUCAGCCAGUCUCAAUCCAGGAGAGGAAACAGAGCAGCCUGAGACGGUGUCUGUUCAGUCUUCAGUUUUGGGGAAGGGAGUAAAACAUCGACCCCCACCCAUCAAACUUCCCUCAAGCUCAGGAAAUAGUUCCUCAGGUAACUAUUUUACAGCACAACAGGCCAGCAGCUUCCUUAAGUCUCCAACUCCUCCUCCGUCAUCUAAGCCAAGUCUCUCUCGAAAAUCAUCUGUGGAGCUCAGUCAAGUCAGCAUGCUUUCUCCUGCCGCCCUGUCACCUGCCAGCUCUUCACAGAGAUCUGGAACUCCUAAGCCAUCUACUCCUACACCAACCCCUUCAUCGGCCCCACACCCUCCUGAUGCUCAGAACUCAACUCCUAGUACCCCUUCAGCCACCCCAUCUCCCCAAGAUUCAGGCUUCACCCCUCAGCCCACUUUGUUCACUCAGUUUGCUCAGCAGCAAAGGGCUCUGAGCCAGGCAAUGCCUGUGACAACCAUUCCUCUUUCUACCAUGGUAACAUCUAUAACAACAGGAAGCACGGUCUCCCCGGUCAUGGCUGACUCUGCUGGGCUUAACUCCGUCAGUGUAGUGAGCUCUGCUGGUGGAGCCCACGCUCUGAAGAGUGCCUCAAACUCCAUGCUGGGCUGUGACACUGGCACCAUGACUCCUGCAGGAAAAAACCUGGGCAGCGGCCUUCUUCCCUCAGGAUGUCUCCUAACAAAUGCACUGCCCAGUGCAUUGCCCGCAACUUCUCAGACAGGUAUCCCGUUUGGUUUAAAGAAUACUUCAAGUCUCAGGCCUUUAAAUCUACUCCAGCUUCCUGGUGGUUCACCCAUUUUUAACACUCAGCAGCAGCAACAGCUUCCUCAGUUUGUACAACAGCCUCAACAGCAGCAGCAACAGCUUCCUCAGUUUGUACAACAGCCUCAACAGCAGCAGCAACAGCUCCCUCAGUUUGUACAACAGCCUCAACAGCAGCAGCCACAGCUCCCUCAGUUUGUACAACAGCCUUCAGUUUCAAGUCCCCAGCAGCCAGAGGAGCAGGGAUCUGAACAAGUUUUAACUGCUCAAGAACAAGCCUUAACUGCUCAGCAAGCUGCUAUUAUUAAUCUUACUGGAGUAGGAGGUUUUCCACAGUCACAGGCAGCUGUGUUAUCUCAGCUUGGCUCUGCCGAGAACAGACCUGAGCAAAGCCUUCCUCAGCAGAGACUCCAGCUCUCCUCUGCCUUGCAGCAACAGCAACAGCAGCAGCAGCAGCUUCAACAGUUGCGAUUCUUGCAACAGCAGAUGGCUAUGGCAGCAGCAGCCGCACAGACAGCCCAGCUCCAUCGUCACCGGCAUGCAGGUGGCCAGUCCAAGAGUAAAGUGAAGCGAGGCAUGCCAACCACUCCAAAAUUCUGAGCAAUUUUUUUUUUCCUUUUGUCUUUUC
Molecule: messenger RNA, 3080 nt
Organism: Microtus oregoni (creeping vole)
Lineage: Eukaryota; Metazoa; Chordata; Mammalia; Rodentia; Cricetidae
Gene: Supt20h
Product: SPT20 homolog, SAGA complex component
Exons: 26
Coding region: 365-3052 (895 amino acids)
Biological process (GO): regulation of transcription by RNA polymerase II
Cellular component (GO): SAGA complex
Molecular function (GO): transcription coregulator activity
Source: RefSeq, a predicted model, not a curated record